AUGGAGGAACAGGCCUAUCUGGAGCCCGGAUUUGAUCCAGCUACCCUCACUGUCCCGCAACUGCGCUCAGUCUUGGUCGCGCAGAGCAUAAACUACCCAAGUUCGGCAAAGAAGUCGCAGCUCAUCGAUCUGUUCAACGAGCAUGUCGCGCCGCAAGCAAAGCAGCUGCGCAACGCCAGUCUGAGAGUGAAGCGCAGCAGCAGAGGCAUUCUUGACGUGGCUAGCCAAAGUACGGACAACAACGAGGACGAACUGCCUCCAGCGCCAUCAACGGGCAGAAGAAGCGGCGGAAGGACAACGAGAGCGCGAACGGAGGAGGCGGAGGAAGUGCCACCGCCAACUACGCGAUCGACGAGACACAGCACCGCGCCGCCAGAAGCCACCCCAAGACGAGCAUCGAGCAAGCAUGCGCGGACUAUUGACAGGACUGUACCUGAAGAGGAGCCUGGGCCGAAGCGGCCAACGUCUAGGAGAUCGCGGCCCAGUGCGCAGACUCCCAGAGUGAAGGAGGAGGAAGCACGCGAUGAAGGCAGUCCGUUCUCAAUGGAGAACGUCUUUCAGUCUGGUAGCUCCCCACCUCCACCAACAACAGACCGGAGGCGAACAACCAUGAACGCGCCCCAGGACACAGAUCGACGCCGAAGCGACAAGGUGCGUAGACGGACGCACGAUGUCAAACCGGCACGACAGCAAGCGGAUGGUACUGUCGUGCCUACGAGGCGUACAUUCGAGAUGCCGGUCUCAGCUAUGAGGAAGGAGCGCGUGGAGCCAACGGAGGAGUUCACGCCAGAAGAAGAGCAAGAUCUUGCACUGGCGCAGCAGUCCGGAGAGUUGGUGCAGGUCCGGCCGAAAAGCACAGCGCCAGCGGCUAAAGCAGCACGGAACGGUUUUAGUGCAAUCUUCGUCGCUGUGCUGGCUGCUUCGGCGUAUCUGUAUGGCGAUGAGAAGUUCAAGGUCGGUUACUGUGGGCGCGGAGAGCCGAGCAGGGAGAUCGCUGGUGUUCAGGUACCGGAGUGGGCGGAUGCGUACCGUCCAUCGUGCGAGCCAUGCCCGCAGCACGCGAUCUGCUACGACAACCUGAAGACGGCGUGCGAGCCAGGAUUCGUCCUGACACCGCAUCCUCUCUCGAUGAUUGGACUCAUACCGAUCCCACCCACCUGCCAACCCGACACGGCGAUGACGAAGAAGGUGAACUCAGUCAAGGAGCGCGUGGUCGAGGAGCUGAGAGAGCAGAACGCGAGAUACGAGUGCGGCGACGCUCCAACACCAGAAGUAAAAGAGACAGUACUCAAGCGCGGGAUGAGCGAGAAGAGGCGCAAGGGCAUGUCCAACCAAGAAUGGGAGGAGCUGUGGGACUCUGCAAUCGGCGAGGUCCGCAACGUGGACGAAGUCACUCAAGGCACUGACGGGUAA
Messenger RNA from Saxophila tyrrhenica, 1413 nucleotides. RefSeq names its product inner nuclear membrane protein enriched at telomere/subtelomere region. The transcript has a single exon. Gene Ontology annotation, cellular component: nuclear inner membrane. The record is from RefSeq and is a predicted model, not a curated record. NCBI's taxonomy places the organism in Eukaryota, Fungi, Ascomycota, Dothideomycetes, Mycosphaerellales, Extremaceae. Bases 1 to 1413 code for a protein of 470 amino acids. Gene Ontology annotation, molecular function: chromatin binding.